This is a messenger RNA of Cuscuta europaea, 2534 nucleotides long. Lineage: Eukaryota; Viridiplantae; Streptophyta; Magnoliopsida; Solanales; Convolvulaceae. The record is from the annotation of a GenBank genome assembly.
CCUUAAAAGUGUGAAUACAAACAACCUUAACACCACCUCAUCCAUAACAUGCCCUUGCCCUUGGUGUUCAAAGGGGAUUGUCUAUCUUCUGGUUUCCUGCUUCUACUAGAAGAGGUACUCCUAACUGUAUGUUUGUACUUUGUACAGGUUAGAUCAACCUGUUAAUGGGUUGUUGAGUUCUAGGGUUUCUGCGCAUUGUAAAAAGGAAGAGGAGGAAAAUGAUUAUCAGGACCCCACCGUCACGGAAGCGUAGGGUGGAGUCGGAGGUGAAGUCCGUCGAGGACAAUAUCCCCGUUUCAAUUACUCAGCAGCUGGUAACCUUUGAGGAUGAACCUUCGGCACUGGAAUCAUCUCAGGACCAUCAUUUCACCUCCGAACAGAUGCUUUGCACUUACCAAUGCCGUCAAAUGGUGAAGUCAGAGUUUUUGGAUGCCUUGAGCAGUGCAGAGAAGCAAGCACAAGAUUAUCGUUCUCAGUUUGAAGCUUUAAAUGAUGAAUUGCGCAAAGCUGCUGCUGAAAGGAAGACCUUCCGUGAUCAAUUCCUUUAUACUGAACAAGAGCUCGCUGCUGCUAAAGGACGCGAAGAAUCUCUUAAAGAGCAGCUCUUGAAGGAGAUUGAUUCUUCUCAGGAAAGGCUUACAAAGCAACUUCAGCUAUACAGUGAACUUGAGCUGAAGUUUCAACAUGAAAAGAAUCUUCGUGCAAAGGCAGAGUCUGCAGCUGCUGCUGCUGAAGAAAAAGCAAGCCUCAAUGAGAGAAAAUUCAUUAAUCUUUCCGAAAACGUAGAAAGAGAGAGGAAGCGCCUGCGUAAUGAACUUGAAUUGCUAAAAACAGAAUCCACGUUUUCAAUCUCCAGCUUAAGUAAAAAUCUUGAAAGAAUGGAGUGCAGAGCUGUGAAUGCCGAGCAAGAAUCACUCAUACUAAAGGGACAGCUGCAAGAUCUUAGAGUGCGACUGAAUGAGUGCAUGGAGCAAAAAGGGGAACUGGAGAAGAAGCUGUCUGGUUUCACCAUUCAAGAAAGUUCUUCCAAUGGUAAUGAUAUUUUGGUCAAGCAUCUGCAAGAUGAACUAAGGAACUAUGAAGCUGAAGUGCGUGAAGCUAGAAAGCUAAAAUCAUCUCAUGAGAACAUUGCGAUAUUGAAGGAAAAAUUACUUGAAGAAAAAGGUAGAAGGGAUAGGGCGGAGUCAGAGUUAGUUAAACUAGCAGAUCUAGAGGUGACUGUUAAAAAGCUGGAGGAUGAACUGUCUACUUGGAAGUCAACAUUGCUAGAUUUACCUGGUGUCUCAUGUGCUGAUGAUAUACCUCAUAAGUUUGCCUCUCUACAAAAAGAGGUUCUUGAUAGCAUGGAAAAAAUGGGUGAGGCUCAGGCAAGUUUGAAAGAAAUGGAGGUGGCUUUGGACACUGCAAAGCUUGAUAAAAGCAUGUUUCAAACUGAGUACAACCUGGCAAAGGAAACAUCUGAAUUAUUAAAGUCAGAGUUGAAGAGGACUGAAUUGAUGCUUGCUUCCGCUUUAGAUGAAAGAGAUCGGUUAAAGCGUAUGGUUGAUGAGCUGAGGACACAAAGUAGCAUGGGUGCUGGCAUUGAGAGCUCCACUGGAACUCUUGUUCAGGAGCUGGAAGCAGCUCUGGCUAAGAAGGACAGUUGUAUAAUGGAACUUGAGAGCAGUUUAUCCGAACAAAGGGGGGUUAAUAGUCGUCAGCUUAAUGAACUAAAGUUGAUGAAUGACAGACUGGGCAAUGAAGCAAGGAGAAUAAAAUCAUUAGAGAGAGAAGGUGACCGGUUACGAUCUGAGAUUGCUCUAUUGGAAUCCAAGCUAGGACAUGUCGAUUAUUCAUCAUCAAAUACAAAGGUUCUGCGAAUGGUUAACACUGUUGGGGCAGAUAAUGACACAAAGAAGCUAUAGAGGUUCUGCAGAACGAGCUACAGAAGACCAAGGAGAAGUUACAGGCUGUUGAAGAGUUCAAGCUGUUGUGUUGAUUUCAUUCAAAAAAUCAACAAUUUCACAUAAUUUUAUACAAUUGUAAUGUCACAAAUUAGUUAAUCCUUUUUAAAUCACGUUGACAAUCAAUGUUUGUUACUUCAGCUUGUGAUGAUGAUCAGCAGUGUGCAGAUGGAAUUCCAGUGACAGAACUUGCUCUCAGUAAGCUGGACUGCUGGACUUCAUAAAUGCUUCAUUACCCCGUCACCUUUUGUUCUUCCCAUCUCCGUUUUAACUUUUAACUUUUAACCAUGUGAAGUUGUCAGGUCGAGACUUAUUCUAAAAAAAAAGAAUCGUAUCAACCACACAUAUUUCCAUAAAGAAAUGAUAACUUUUUGGGCCAAGGAAAAAGGAAGUGUUAAAAACAUUUAGGCUUUGUUUGGGAGUUGAGGAGAGUGGAUGGGAACACUUCGAAGGGGAAUGGACAGAGGGGGGUCAGAUCUUGUUUGUAUCUAAGUCUAACAAAUUCAGAGGAAAGCAUUGGAUGGAUGGUUUACAUAUAAAUUACAAUUUCUCCAUCUAAUCAUUAUGUGGAAUUGGAAUGCAAGCUUCAUC